Rotaria sp. Silwood1 is the source of this 414-nucleotide messenger RNA. The record is from the annotation of a GenBank genome assembly. NCBI's taxonomy places the organism in Eukaryota, Metazoa, Rotifera, Eurotatoria, Philodinida, Philodinidae.
AUGAUUCGCACUUAUGAUAAUGAAAAAUUUACAAAUUCUCAAUUUCUUGUUUUUGCGAAUCGAUUUUUAGCUGUGAUAGUUGCUUAUAUAUCAUUAAAAUUGUUUUAUCCAGCAAAAAAAGUAGUAUCAUCAGGACCACCAUUAUAUCAAUAUAUUAGUUUUCCUGUUCAAGUUAUUGCUAAAAGUAUAAAGACAAUACCAGUUAUGAUUGUUGGGAAAUUUGUUGCAGGUAAAACAUAUCCAUUAAGACAAUAUUUAUUAACGUUACUGAUGGCUGUUGGUGUUGUACUAUUUUUAUCUGGUUAUCAUGAAAAUGAUACACUUAAGCUACCACUGAAAAAAGCAACGCAAAAGAUAACAACAAUAAAUGGAAUGAUAUUAUUGACAUGUUAUUUAGUAAGUUCAAUAUUAUAA